AUGUGGGAGGACAUGAGGGAGGACAUGGGGGAGAGAGGACAUGGGGGAGGGAGGAUAUGGGGGAGAGAGGACAUGGGGGAGGGAGGACAUGGGGGAGGGAGGACAUGGGGGACAACAUGGGGGAGGGAGGAUUUGGGGGAGGACAUGGGGGAGGGAGGAUAUGGGGGAGGACAUGGGGGAGAGAGGACAUGGGGGAGGGAGGAUAUGGGGGAAAGAGGACAUGGGGGAGGGAGGAUAUGGGGGAGAGAGGACAUGGGGGAGGGAGGAUAUGGGGGAGGACAUGGGGGAGGGAGGACAUGGGGCAGGGAGGAUAUGGGGGAGAGAGGACAUGGGGGAGAGAGGACAUGGGGGAGGGAGGACAUGGGGGAGAGAGGAUAUGGGGGAGGGAGGACAUGGGGUAGAGAGGACAUGGGGGAGAGAGGACAUGGGGGAGAGAGGACAUGGGGGAGGGAGGACAUGGGGGAGAGAGGAUAUGGGGGAGGGAGGACAUGGGGCAGGGAGGAUAUGGGGGAGAGAGGACAUGGGGGAGAGAGGACAUGGGGGAGGGAGGACAUGGGGGAGAGAGGAUAUGGGGGAGAGAGGACAUGGGGGAGGGAGGACAUGGGGGAGGGAGGAUAUGGGGGAGAGAGGACAUGGGGGAGGGAGGACAUGGGGGAGAGAGGACAUGGGGGAGGGAGGACAUGGGGGAGAGAGGACAUGGGGGAGGGAGGACAUGGGGGAGAGAGGACAUGGGGGAGAGAGGACAUGGGGGAGGGAGGAUAUGGGGGAGAGAGGACAUGGGGGAGAGAGGACAUGGGGGAGAAAGCACAGACCUCUCUGCAUGUUCCUGAGUCAGGUCUUUACAGCGACCACAGCUUCUCUUUCUUCUGA
Messenger RNA from Knipowitschia caucasica, 870 nucleotides. The record is from the annotation of a GenBank genome assembly. NCBI's taxonomy places the organism in Eukaryota, Metazoa, Chordata, Actinopteri, Gobiiformes, Gobiidae.